AUGAGAAUAUCAAGAAGUUGCUCUGUUGUAGCAGUGGCGGCUGAGGGUGCUGUACUCCGGCCCCGGCAAGUUUCCAACAACAAUAACAAUACCUAUUACCCAUUCCCCUCAGGUUUCCCUCAAUACCCGCAGGGCUUUCCUCAACCUCCUGCCUUCCCUGGGUCCAACCAGAUCCCGUACUAUCCUCAACCACAGCCAGAACACCCACAUCCAUCAGGCGUACAGAGGGACACACCAGUUGUGGUUACCACUCCCAUCCCGAUCGUCAAGGUGAACAUCCAGCCCAAUCUAGGUGACGGAAACUACCAAUUCAGCUACGAGACUGGGAACGGAAUCAUAGCCGAAGAACGGGGCACCCAGCGUUUGGUCGGGGAACCAGCAGAAGCAGGCACAGUGUCCGAAGGGUCAUACUCCUACACCGAUCCAGAGGGGAAUCUCAUCCAGGUCACCUAUACAGCCGACGAGAAUGGAUUCGUCCCCCAAGGUAACCACUUCCCUACUGCGCCACCUGUCCCAGCAGAAAUCCUGGCUGCACUCGAAAGGAAUGCUGCAGAAGAGGCCGCCCAAAAUGGAGGUGCCAUAUCUCCGUCCUACCACCACUUCUUCAGGAGUGUGAAAACCAGGCACCAUUGAUCUCUUCGGCAUUUGCUCACUGUUUUCCUAUAGAUAUGUAUUAUAUUGAGAGUACAAAUUGCAUUAAUGUAUCUUAAAUCAAUAAAUGUUUUUAGUCAUUUACUUUUAUAUAAUUGGGUUGUUUGGUAUAUUAUUUUACCCUGUUUCAUUAGACAUAACAUAUUAAGUACUUUUGGAUUUCACGAUUAGAUUUCGCUAGUGAUCCUUACUUACCAAUAAACCACAUAUCUGAUGGCCAAGUCUACAGAUGCAAACAACGG
Messenger RNA from Nezara viridula (southern green stink bug), 893 nucleotides. Lineage: Eukaryota; Metazoa; Arthropoda; Insecta; Hemiptera; Pentatomidae. The record is from the annotation of a GenBank genome assembly.